Molecule: messenger RNA, 1502 nt
Organism: Myotis lucifugus (little brown bat)
Lineage: Eukaryota; Metazoa; Chordata; Mammalia; Chiroptera; Vespertilionidae
Gene: FGG
Product: fibrinogen gamma chain
Exons: 9
Coding region: 13-1350 (445 amino acids)
Biological process (GO): protein polymerization; blood coagulation; platelet activation
Cellular component (GO): fibrinogen complex
Molecular function (GO): signaling receptor binding
Source: RefSeq, a predicted model, not a curated record
CUCCCGGACAUCAUGCAUUGGUCCUUGCACCCCCGGAGUUUAAUUCUCUACAUCUACACUCUUUUAUUCCUCUCUUCAACAUGCCUAGCCUUUGUUCCCCCCACAGACAACUGCUGCAUCUCAGAGAAAAGAUUUGGUCGUUACUGCCCGACUACAUGUGGCAUUGCAGAUUUCUUGCUUAAUUACCAAACCGAAGUAGACCAGGAUCUACAGUCUGUGGAAGAAACCUUACGUAAAAUCAAAAACAACACAUCAGAAGCCAAAGAACUGAUCAAAAAAAUCCAAAGCGUCUAUAAUCCUGAUGGCCUACCGAAGUCAGAUAAGAUACAAGCUGCUAUUAAGGAAUCUCAGAAAAUGAUGGAAGAUAUUAUAAAAUUUGAAUCAUUGAUUAUAUCACAUGAAUCAAGUAUUCGAUUUUUGAAGGACAUAUAUAAUUCAAAUAGUCAGAAGAUCGCUACCUUAAAACAGAAAGUAGUCCAGCUUGAAGCAAAGUGUCAAGAGCCUUGCAAAGACACAGUCAAAAUACACGAUAUAACAGGGAGAGAUUGUCAAGAUAUUGCCAAUAAGGGAGGCAAAGAGAGUGGGCUUUACUUUAUCAAACCUCUGACAACUCAGCAGCAGUUCCUAGUCUACUGUGAAAUGGAAAGAAAUGGAAAUGGAUGGACUGUGCUUCAGAAGAGGCUUGAUGGCAGUGAGGAUUUCAAGAAAAACUGGAUCCAAUACAAACAAGGGUUUGGACAUCUGUCUCCUACGGGCACCACAGAAUUUUGGCUGGGGAAUGAGAAGAUGCAUUUGAUAACCACACAGUCGACCAUCCCAUAUGUAUUAAGAGUGGAGUUAGAGGACUGGACUGGCAGAAUCGCCACUGCAGACUAUGCCAUGUUCAGUGUGGGGAAUGAAGCUGACAAAUACCGCCUGAAGUAUGCCUACUUCAUGAGUGGAGAUGCUGGAGACGCCUUUGAUGGCUUUGAUUUUGGCGAUGAUCCUAGUGACAAGUUUUUCACAUCCCACAAUGGCAUGCAGUUCAGUACCUGGGACAAUGACAAUGAUAAGUUUGAUGGUAACUGUGCUGCACAGGAUGGAUCUGGCUGGUGGAUGAACAAGUGUCAUGCUGGCCACCUCAAUGGAGUUUAUUACCAAGGUGGCACUUACUCAAAGACAUCUACGCCGAAUGGCUAUGAUAAUGGCAUUAUUUGGGCCACUUGGAAAUCUCGUUGGUAUUCCAUGAAGAAAACCACCAUGAAGAUAAUUCCAUUCAACAGAAUCAACAUAGAGGAAGGGCAGCAGCACAACAUUGGGGGAUCCAAACAGGUCAGACCAGAGCACCAUGUUGAAAUAGAAGCUGAAUAAAUCAUUUUACUUUGAGAAUGAAUUUUUCAUUUCUAUUAACCCACAAUGUUUCAGAAACUUUUCUGAAAGUUCCUUCUCAAAAUUUACCAAUUUUGUCUGAUAUUAAGGAUACUUAGCCUUAAUGGAAAUUAUAACUUAGUUUGGAUUGUAUU